AUGGGAAGCGCAGAAGCAGCUCUGUCGAAUCCUUUUCAAGAUGUCCCUGCCGAAAGCCUUGAGAAUCUAAUGGCUCAAUUCCGCGCCGACGAAAAUCCCAAUAGAACCGAUCUACUGGUAGGCGUAUACAAGACUGAUGAAGGGAAAGCAUAUGUGCUGCCCAGUGUGUACGAGGCCAAAAAGCGAAUUUUCAAUGACCCGGAUUGGCAUCAUGAGUAUCGUCCAUCCGCCCUGGGCUCUCAGAACUACAGGGACUUAAGCAAUAAGUUGCUGUUUGGUGCUGACCAUCGGCUUCUUCAAGAAAAGAGAAUCGUUACAACGCAGACACUCGGCGCCAGUGGAGGAUGCCAUGUCGGUGCUGUACUAUUAAAAAGCCAAUAUGGACCAUGGAAACUGACCGGGAAUCCACAAAUAUUUCUCCCAAGUGAGACCUGGUUGAACCAUCCCUUUGUUUUCAAGUCCGCUGGGAUCGAGCCCAAGUUUAUUCCUUAUUUCGACAACAAGAACAACAAAUUCGAUUUUGCAGCCUUUACAGCAGCCAUUCAAUCUUUACCCGCUCAGUCUGUUGUUCUUCUCCAAUCUGGAGCACAGAAUCCGACUGGUUGUGAUCCUUCAUCCGAGCAGUGGCGGGAACUCGCCUCGAUAUUUUCCCAGCGCGGUCACUUAGCGUUCUUUGAUGCGGCGUAUCCGGGAUUUGCCUCCGGGGACAUUGACGCAGAUCUUGCAGGAGUACGAUUAUUUGCCGAGCGCGAAAUACCUCUCAUUUUUGUCUCGACCUAUGGGAAAUCUUUCGGGUUAUAUAGCGAACGUGUUGGAGUUCUCUCGAUCCUGGUGCCAGAUGAAGAGGUGGGGAGGAGGAUGGAAACUCAGCUGAGGCUUUUGGCUCGAGCUGAGUCCGGUGCGCCUCCUGAUUUUGGAUCCAAGAUCGUUGAAACAGUCUUGUCGGAUGAGGCUCUAAGAGACCAGUGGCGGGAGGAACUGCGCGAUAUGGCGGAUGGACUCAAACGUCGCCGGCUUGCACUGCGAGAAGGGCUGGAAAAAUUGGAUACUCCAGGUGACUGGCAGCAUCUCACUGAUCAAAACGGAAUGUUCUCAUACGUUGGGAUUUCUGAAGAGCAGGUUGCUCUCCUCCGAAACAAGUACCAUGUGUAUCUUCAGAAUACUGGAAGAAUAUCUAUCGCAGGCCUUAAUCAAUUCAACAUCGACCAUACAGUUCGCAGUAUUAGUGCUGUUGUCAAAGCGCUGCCAUCAAAUUGA
Messenger RNA from Penicillium macrosclerotiorum, 1257 nucleotides. RefSeq lists its product as uncharacterized. NCBI's taxonomy places the organism in Eukaryota, Fungi, Ascomycota, Eurotiomycetes, Eurotiales, Aspergillaceae. Gene Ontology annotation, biological process: biosynthetic process; amino acid metabolic process. The record is from RefSeq and is a predicted model, not a curated record. Bases 1 to 1257 code for a protein of 418 amino acids. Gene Ontology annotation, molecular function: transaminase activity; pyridoxal phosphate binding. The transcript is spliced from 7 exons.